CCUUAUUUUGUGUCUUCCAAAACCAAAGUCCUCAUCAUGGAGAAAAGAAGCCGAUUCAAAAAUGAAGGGCUAUUCCAGCAUCCACUCUUCCUUCUCAUGGCUCUAGCCAUGGCCUUCAUUUUGAUGGAUCCCUUUCAGAUUGGUCCAUUAGGGGGUCAUGACUUUAGACCUGUGAAGCACAACAUUGCACCUUAUGAUAAAGUCAUGAAGAAUUGGCCCAGAGACAAUCGGAGCCGGUUGGGGUCAGGGAAGUUGGAGUUUGUGAAUGAAGUAUAUGGUCCUGAGUCUUUGGAGUUCGAUCUUAAUGGUCGAGGACCAUACACAGGGUUGGCAGAUGGACGCAUUGUGAGAUGGAUGGGUGAUAGUGUUGGUUGGGAGACAUUUGCACUUGUUACACCAAAUUGGUCAGAAAAACUCUGUGCUAACGGAAUCCACUCAACGGCAUCGAAGCAAUCAAAGUUAGAACACCAAUGUGGUCGUCCUCUUGGCCUAAGAUUUGAUAGAGAGACUGGAAACUUGUAUGUUGCUGAUGCCUACUAUGGAAUUUUGGUUGUUGGCCCAGAAGGAGGCAUUGCCUCUCCUUUGGCAACUCAUGUUGAAGGGAAGCCCAUCCUCUUCGCCAAUGAUUUAGAUAUCCAUAGGAAUGGUUCCAUCUUCUUCACAGACACUAGCAAGAGAUACAACAGAUUGCACCACUUCUUCAUUUUAUUGGAAGGAGAAGCCAGUGGGAGGCUCUUAAGAUAUGACUCCACUACCAAUACAACUCAUGUUGUGCUUGAUGGUUUGGCGUUUCCCAAUGGAGUACAGUUAUCGAGGGACCAAACCUUUCUCCUUUUCACGGAGACUACCAAUUGCAGACUCAUGAGAUAUUGGCUAGAAGGCCCAAGGACAGGAACUGUGGAUAUUGUUGCUGACUUACCAGGGUUUCCUGAUAAUGUACGAUUAAACGAUAAAGGCCAGUUUUGGGUUGCAAUUGAUUGCUGUCGAACCCCGGCAGAGGAGUUCCUCUCACACCAUCCAUGGAUAAGAAGCAUAUACUUCCGGUUACCCCUAAAACUGAACUUCUUGGCAAGAUUGAUGGGAAUGAAGAUGUACACAGUCAUUUCCCUCUUCUGUGAAAAGGGAGACAGCAUAUUAGAAGUCCUUGAGGAUCAAAAGGGUGAAGUGAUGAAACUAGUUAGUGAAGUUAAAGAAGUAAAUGGGAAGUUAUGGAUUGGUACUGUAGCCCAUAACCACAUUGCCACCCUUCUCUACCCUUAAGCCUCCAUCCAUCAUCCCA
This is a messenger RNA of Telopea speciosissima, 1279 nucleotides long. Its product is annotated as protein STRICTOSIDINE SYNTHASE-LIKE 13. The coding region runs from base 37 to 1260 and encodes 407 amino acids. The transcript is spliced from 4 exons. The record is from RefSeq and is a predicted model, not a curated record. Gene Ontology annotation, molecular function: strictosidine synthase activity. NCBI's taxonomy places the organism in Eukaryota, Viridiplantae, Streptophyta, Magnoliopsida, Proteales, Proteaceae. Gene Ontology annotation, biological process: biosynthetic process.